This is a messenger RNA of Thamnophis elegans (Western terrestrial garter snake), 2469 nucleotides long. It is a transcript of the gene CIMIP2B, whose product is annotated as family with sequence similarity 166 member B. The record is from RefSeq and is a predicted model, not a curated record. The coding region runs from base 323 to 1147 and encodes 274 amino acids. The transcript has 6 exons. Lineage: Eukaryota; Metazoa; Chordata; Lepidosauria; Squamata; Natricidae.
CAUGCCGGCUGCUGAGCCAGAAAUUCUGUGGGACACCCAGCCUGGCCCUUUGGGAGAAGGCGGCGCUACCAAGGAAAGACUGGGGGGGAGAAAGGGAUCCCUCCCCCCCCCCCCCGCUGCACUGAAGGCGGCCAAAGUCUCCCUUUCCCCUCCUCCUCCUCUCCGGCUGCAGGCUUGGCCCCCGUGCCUGGUCGCCUGCCUUUGCCCUCCUGCCUGGCAAGCGUCUGCCUGGAGACGGUUUCCCUGGGCAGCCGGCAGCUCCUCCCCGCAACACACAUAAAAGCCUUCCCAGCCAGGGCUCAGGCCAGCCGCGCCGCAGAUCAUGGGUGCGACGGCGGCGUUUGCCCCCAAACUCAGCCAGGUGCUGAUGACCCCGGAGCCCCACUUCCUCCCCGGAUACGGCGGCUACUGUCCCCGCUACAAGUUCUGCCUGGGCCAGACUUACGGGAAGCUCACGUCGCAGCUGCUGGCCGCUCCCGGCCGCUCCGGCCGGCUCCUCCUGCAGCCCAACUGCGCCCUCCGCGCCCCAAAGGAGCGGCCGGGGUUCGGCCGGAGGGCGCGGGGCAAAGCCUGCAUGGGGGUCCCGGGCUAUACCGGAUUCGUCCCCAGGGUGCAGCACCACUUUGCCAAGACCUACGGAGAAAUCUGCAGGGAGGCCUGGCUGGAGUUUGCACCCCCGCAGGAGUCGGGGACCCGGGACCAAGCCAUGGAGGCGACCGAAGCCCCCCAGCUGGAAAGCAGACCUCUACCUGCCCUGCCCACGGCUGGCACUGCCGCUGCUGUCUCCACCCUGGCUUUCCGGCCCUCAGGAACGGCCCCCGCGCUGCAGAGAACCUUUGUUCCAGGUUUCACUGGCUUUGUGCCUCGCCUCCAGUUCCUGAUUGGAGCCAGCUACCCCGUUCUUGCCCACCGGGCAAUGGUGGAGUUUGAGGAGAUGCUGCAGAAAACGGGGCGGGACUCUUCACUGAGGGGGGGUCCCCUCCCACCCCUGGCCAAGACAUACCCCACAGACGGGGGCCUCCUGCCCCACUACAGAGGCUAUGUGCCAGGUUACAAGUACCAAUUCGGCCACACCUACGGCCACCUGACCCGCGACGCCCUGGGCCAAAGCACCCUGGAGAAGCAGGUGCUGGGUGUCACGCAGUAGGGGACUCCGUGGCUCCCUCGCCAGCACCCGCUCCGAGCCCACCUCGCUGUCCUGGAUGUGCUGUGGCCAUGUAGGGCAGGCCGUGGAGGUGCCGGUGGCAGAGACUCCCCAGAUUCCUUGGCAUUCCGAAAGAGACCGAGGUCCCAGGAGGCGCGUUCUCUUCGUGGGAGAGGCAGUUGUUUCUCUGGGGUCCCCCACGGGGAGAGGGGCCGCAACUGCUUCUGAGCCCCCUGGCAAGGUGCAGGAGGGAAGCUCUGGGGGGUUCACUCUACACAGGAGGGGGAAGGGCUUCAGGGGAGGCCAGCUCUGCCCCCUCACCACCAGGUAUCCGUAUUGGCCUUCUCUGCCCGGGUGGCGCCUGGAUCCCCCUUUGACAUUCUGUGGCACAAAGGACUUUUCACUGUUAAUCCGUGGUGACUGCCAUCCGUCCCAGGCGGGGCUCCAGGUGGCCCCCCUGGUGGCUGCUGCCUUGGGGGGCUGUGGGAGGGGACAUGCCCAAGGCAGUGCCAUCCAUGGCCUUUCCUUGGCAGCACAGCUCCCCACCCCAGGGAUGGCCGGGCCUUCUCCCCAUGGCUUCCCAGGCCCCAAGGACAAGAAACAAGGCAAUCCCUCCUCAAACUGCAUCAUCGAAACCUGUGGGGUUCUCCCCAUCUUGGGCGGCAGCUAAGAGCGCACCAUCUGAGUGCCCAGGGUCAGAGGCCCAGAUGCCCUUCCCUGUGGGCCCAUAGCCAGUUCUCUGCCCCCUCUAUCCCUGGCACUUUUGCCAUGUUGCCUGCUCUGCCCGUGGAGAACUCUCUACAUCAGAGGUCUCCAAUGGUGGCAAUUUGACUUCAACUCCCAGAAUCCCUCAGGCAGCCGUGGUGGUGGGCACCAAGGGGAAAACUGUGUCGGUGCUCUUCAGCUGGGCUGAGUGAGGGGUAUAAGGGCCUUUCUCCCCCCAGAAACAAGCCACAUCCUUAACAGUAUCAGAGCUGGAAGGGACCUUGGAGGUCAUCUAGUCCAACCCCCUGCCCAGCCACAAGGUUCACAUGCCCAAACAGCCUGCUGAGUUAGUUUAUGGCGCCUGAAAAAGGAAUGAAUGCAGUUGCCAAGUAGGCCCGUUGGCACACCUAUUGGUGAGGGAUUCUGCCCUGCUGGCUUUAGAUCAAGACCACUCUUCUACCAUCUGCCCCCUUUGUCCAUCUUCCGGCUGGGAGGUGCCCACAGCGCAUUCGGGGCACACAAAGGCCCUCCUGCCGCCUUUGGGGUUCCUGACUGAGCCCUCAAAAGGGCCACCAACCCAGCAGGCGCCUCCUGAAUGAAGAAGCAUCAAGGCAGCUCAA